Messenger RNA from Podospora anserina S mat+, 3012 nucleotides. RefSeq lists its product as uncharacterized. The transcript has 2 exons. Bases 1 to 3012 code for a protein of 1003 amino acids. The record is from RefSeq and is a predicted model, not a curated record. Gene Ontology annotation, molecular function: monoatomic cation transmembrane transporter activity. Lineage: Eukaryota; Fungi; Ascomycota; Sordariomycetes; Sordariales; Podosporaceae. Gene Ontology annotation, biological process: intracellular calcium ion homeostasis; transmembrane transport; monoatomic cation transport. Gene Ontology annotation, cellular component: membrane.
AUGCCACCUCCUCUCCGCACGCGGAGCAGAUACAGCUCCCGCCCUGUUGUGACGGCCCUCUUGCUUAUCAUGAUAAUAACGACGUAUUAUGCGCUCUUCUCGCCAGCAUCAGAUAUCGCCAGUCGCCAACAACUACACCGGCGCAGUUCGAAACUUGUCGCGCGACAUGUCAACGACAAUGUGGCGAGAGUGGAGGACGUCGACUGUCGCAUGGUGCACACCGCCGAGGACCAGUGCGCCUUCAUCCUCGCCAACUGCGAAGACGACGAAGCCGGGCUCGUCCAUUACUUGUCGUUUUACUACUGCACCCUCGGCGGCGCGAAACCCGUCGCCUUUGCGAUUCUUGCCAGCUGGCUUGGUUUGCUAUUCACGACUAUCGGGAUUGCCGCCAGUGACUUCUUCAGCGUGAAUCUCAGCACCAUCGCCAGUGUCCUGGGUCUGAGUGAGAGCUUGGCAGGGGUUACGUUUCUCGCGUUUGGAAAUGGCUCUCCGGAUGUGUUUAGCACCUUUGCCGCCAUGGGGUCUAAUAGCGGGAGUAUGGCCGUUGGCGAGCUGAUAGGAGCGGCUGGCUUCAUUACUGCCGUUGUGGCGGGUUCCAUGGCGUUGGUGCGGGAAUUUAAGGUCAGCAAGCGCACCUUUGUGCGAGACAUCGCCUUCUUCAUCGUGGCUAUUAGCUUUACGAUGGUUUGUCUGGCGGAUGGCGAGCUGCACUUGUGGGAGUGUUUGUGCAUGAUUGGGUUUUACCUAUUUUAUGUGGCGGUUGUUGUUGGGUGGCAUUGGUUUACGGCUAGGAGGAGACGUCAAAGAUUACGAGAUGUUGCGUCCCGUACGCACUAUUUCGGGCCUUCGGGUAGGGGAACGGAAGAGUUCGAGCCGUAUCGUGAUGAGCCGGAAGAUGAUUCGGCACCGGUGGGUGGCCGGUCGAGCAGUGCUCCGGAGGUUGCCGAUAUCAGUGUCUUGGAGCGGGCUCCACGAAUCGAGGUUGAUGGUGUUGAGGUCCCGGCCGCGCCGUCACCGGAAGAUCAAGAAGAUCGAGAAUUGCACGUUGCGACGGAGAUGGCCAACAGCAUGCGUGCAAAUCGCCCUCGAUGGACUCGGAGCAACACCACCACUAUUGCUCCUAUUCGACCUAGCCUCGUCGGUGUGUUGGAGUUCCGAUCUGUAUUGUCCUCGCUACAGAAAGCGAGGAAUAUGCAUAUGGGGCCCCUUCCUACUCGAGCAAACUCUGGUCACCAACGGGCCAGCUCUACUGCCGAACUUCCUCGUGGCCGUCCCAGGAAUAGUACCCUGCCGGCUCAUCUACCGACAAACUCGAGAGAAAGAGCGCUGUCACACGGCAACAACCCCCUGAAUCUACCAAACGAUGCUCUUCCACAGCCCGAGUUUGCCCAUGGCAGACCGAGCACCCGGAUGAGUUCAGCAAGCCGCACCGUUGACGGCAUGCUUGCACCACCAUUAGGCUCUUUGACAGCAGCCAUCGACCAUGCGAUGCGGGAAGAGCAAUCGCCUGGGCAGUCUCCCAUGCCUUCUCCACGCUUGCAGUUGCAAAUACCGCCAUCACACAGCAGAACUUCCAGCGGUCACUCGUCACCAUCGCUCUCACCUUUUCCCGGAUUCAUGGAGUCUCCAGCCCUUCUCACACCAGCCUCACCAGAACACCCACCCGCUUUCCCCUUUUCAGACUCUUUGGAUAUGCGCCGUCAGUCCAUUUCUGGGUUUUCUGACCAAGUAGAGGAGCCCAAACCGGUCAGAUGGUGGCCUUACUCGGUGCUACCACCUCCUCAUGUGCUUCUCGCAACCUUGUUUCCCACACUUCAGGGGUGGAGGGAAAAGACGUGGUGGGACAAGAUACUCAGUGUGAUAUCGGUACCGAGUAUCUUUCUGCUCGUCACAACACUGCCGGUCGUCGAAACGGAUGCCGGCGACGGCGAGAGCUCGGAAGUGGAUUUCUUGGACUCUCCCCCGUUCGGCCAGCCGGGGAACACUGCGGUGCCCGUCUCGGUAAUGGAAGCCAACCUCGCGGAACCCGAGACAGAAUGGGAGGAAUACCGACGAAGGACCAAGUCCGUGUCGUCACGGUCGAUGAUAAGCCCAUCGGCAUCUCAGUUGUCACUACAGCAGCCACCAGACUCGAGCUCGACGCUUGUUUCUGGCUCUGACCGCCAACAACAACCGCAAUUUCCCAACUCUACACCGGUCACGCCACAGGUCAAUAAACCCGUCAGCCUCGAACCCGACCGAGUGACCACGGCAUCGGAGCAUCCAGCAGGAUGGAACCGCUGGCUUGUCGCCCUCCAGCUUUUUACAGGGCCAAUGUUUGUUGUCCUCAUCGGGUGGGCCAACACGAUGGAGGACUAUGCGAACCCGACGAAGACGCUUUUGAUGCUUGUGUUGUACUCGCUGGUGGUCUCGCUGUGUCUGCUGGCGGCACUCCUUUUGACGACAUCACCGGAUUCGAAACCCAAAUACCACUUUCUGCUCUGCUUUCUCGGGUUCGUGAUUAGUGUAGCGUGGAUCUCGACGAUAGCAGGGGAGGUGGUGGGGGCGAUGAAGGCGUUUGGGGUUAUUCUGGACAUUUCGGAGGCGAUCUUGGGGUUGACCGUGUUUGCGGUGGGGAACUCGCUGGGGGAUUUGGUGGCUGAUGUGACGGUUGCUCGGUUGGGGUAUCCGGUUAUGGCGUUGGCGGCAUGCUUUGGAGGUCCAAUGUUGAAUAUUCUGCUUGGGAUAGGGAUCGGGGGCGCGUGGAUGGGGAUCACGAAGGCGAACAAGCGCCAUAGGAAACACCCGGACAGACCGAUUGAGUACAAGCCGUAUCACAUCCAGGUUGGGGGCACGUUGAUGAUCUCGGCGGCGACGGUGCUGAUGACGUUGAUUGUGCUGCUGAUUUUGGUGCCGGGGAACAACUGGAUGAUGACGAGGAGGAUUGGGUGGGUGUUGAUUGCCAUUUGGUCGGUUAGCACGCUGGUCAAUUUGGUGGUUGAGCUUACGGGAGUGUGGGCGGAUGUGUCGUGA